AUGUCUGCCAACGGCGACCCCAAGUACGACGACAUCGACUCAGAGUCUGACUCUGGCGAGUCCGUGGAGGAGCAGACCGAGCUCAACGAGGAGAAGCCCCUCAAGUCGGCUCUCAAGAAGUCGUCGAAUCCCGUCACUGCCGACAACACAGUCCAGCGCCCUCCUCUGCCCCCGCAAACCGAUCCCAAAGACCUCGAUGUCAAGACCCUUAGCCCCCUCACCCCCGAGAUUAUCGCUCGCCAAGCAACAAUCAACAUCGGCACCAUCGGCCAUGUCGCCCACGGAAAGUCCACCGUCGUCAAGGCCAUCUCCGGCGUCCAGACCGUUCGUUUCAAGAACGAGCUGAUCCGUAACAUCACCAUCAAGCUUGGUUACGCCAACGCCAAGAUCUACCAGUGCGACAACACCGAGUGCCCCCGGCCGGGAUGCUUCAGGAGUUACAAGAGUGAGAAGGAGGUCGACCCCCCCUGCGAGCGCGAGGGUUGCAGCGGUACCUACAGAUUAUUGCGCCACGUCUCGUUCGUCGACUGCCCCGGUCACGACAUUCUCAUGAGCACUAUGUUGUCGGGUGCCGCCGUCAUGGAUGCCGCUCUGCUGCUCAUUGCCGGCAACGAAACCUGCCCCCAGCCCCAGACCUCUGAGCAUUUGGCUGCCAUCGAGAUUAUGAAGCUGGACAAAAUCAUCAUCCUGCAGAACAAGGUCGACCUGAUGCGCGAGGAGGCUGCCCAGCAACACUACCAAUCCAUCCUUAAGUUCAUCAGGGGCACCGUUGCCGGAAAGUCUCCUGUCAUCCCCAUCUCUGCCCAGCUGAAGUUCAACAUCGAUGCCGUCAACGAGGCCAUCGUUAACACCAUCCCGGUCCCCCCUCGUGACUUCACCCAGGACCCCCACAUGAUCGUCAUUCGAUCCUUCGACGUCAACAAGCCUGGUGCCGAGAUUGACGACCUCAAGGGCGGUGUUGCUGGUGGUUCUAUUCUGCACGGUGUCCUCAAGCUCGGCGACGAGAUUGAGAUCCGUCCUGGUAUCGUUACCAGAGACGACAAGGGUGCCCUUAAGUGCACGCCUAUCUUCAGCCGAAUCGUCUCUCUCAACUCCGAGUUCAACGAUCUCAAGUACGCCGUUCCCGGUGGUCUCAUCGGUGUCGGUACCCGCAUCGACCCCACUCUCUGCAGAGCCGAUCGUCUCGUCGGUUUCGUCCUGGGUCUCAAGGGCCGCCUGCCCGAGAUUUACAGCGAGAUUGAGGUCAACUUCUACCUCCUCCGUCGUCUCCUCGGUGUCAGAACCGCCGACGGCAAGCAGGCCAAGGUCGCCAAGCUCACCAAGAACGAGGUCAUCAUGGUCAACAUCGGUUCCACGUCUACUGGUGCCAAGGUUGCCGCCAUCAAGAACGAUGCCGCCAAGCUUGUCCUCACUUCCCCCGCUUGCACGAACAUUGGUGAGAAGGUUGCUCUGUCGCGUCGUAUUGAGAAGCAUUGGCGUCUGAUUGGUUGGGCCACCAUCGCUGCCGGUGUCACCCUUGAGCCCAGCUCUUCCUAA
This is a messenger RNA of Colletotrichum higginsianum IMI 349063, 1536 nucleotides long. Its product is annotated as Eukaryotic translation initiation factor 2 subunit gamma. Lineage: Eukaryota; Fungi; Ascomycota; Sordariomycetes; Glomerellales; Glomerellaceae. Gene Ontology annotation, cellular component: cytosol; eukaryotic translation initiation factor 2 complex. Gene Ontology annotation, molecular function: tRNA binding; GTPase activity; translation initiation factor activity. The transcript is spliced from 3 exons. The coding region runs from base 1 to 1536 and encodes 511 amino acids. Gene Ontology annotation, biological process: positive regulation of translational fidelity; formation of translation preinitiation complex. The record is from RefSeq and is a predicted model, not a curated record.